AGUUGGGAUAACACUGCUGCUGGGAACAUCAGGAAUGGCGAAAGGCAUGCAACUCCAUCCAGGGAAAAUACUGAUGCAUACAACAUCCACACUUGCUCGGUUUCAUUACUAAAUGCGCGUUCUCUCAGUGGGUCAUCAGUAUAGUGUGGCAUUAUGAUUGCAUGAUUUCUGAGUUUAUUCAACAACUCGUCGCCAAACUUUUUUUUGCCGCUAACCUGCUCGCCUCGCGUCUCCAUCUUUUCCUUCUCAAAAUCGGAUAAUGUCAUCUUUGAUGCUGUGAAGUUGGAUGCAGAAGAUCAGUUUGGCUGGAAAUAAACACCUGUUGCUGCUGGUGUAGUUUAAGGAAACAUCUGGAAUAUUCAUCCACAUUUUGGAUUAAUAAUGAAAGUAACAGUGACUUUUGGAAGGACUGGUGUAGUUGUCCCAUGUAAGGAAGGAUGGACGGUACGGGAGCUCAUUCAGCAAGCCACCCAGAGAUACAGAAAACUACUGGAACAGGAGGGAGAUUUCCUGGUACGAACCCAUCAUGUUGAGUAUUGUGAUGGGGGAAUUCUGGACCCUGAUGAUGUGCUAACAGACCUGGUGGAAGACAAGGACAAGCUGAUUGCUGUGUACGAGGAACAGGAGGCCCAGCAGAGGGGUGCUGUGAGUCCCGGGAAUGGAACAGGUACAGGGACAGGGAGCAGCAUAACGGGACAGUCCAGCCCAGAACCCUACGACUCUGAACUCUCCUGCUUCCAACCAAUCAGAGGAGGAGAAAUUGAAGUCAACUCCUCUGCCCUCAAAUCUAGCACUCCUCUGUUGGUACGGAGCAGUAGUGAUUCUGCCCUUGGACCCCCUCAGACUGAUGAUCUGUAUCGCAGAUCCAUGGGGCUACAUGUGCAGACUGACAUGGACUUUGCAGCUGAAAAAUCUGGUAGCAACAAAUCUGGCCAUUUCAGUGUCAACAGCCUCACAAAGACGGUGGAGAUUUCAGGAGAACAAGGGCCUCUAGGAAUACACGUGGUGCCGUACUGUUCCUCUCUCAGCGGAAGGGCAAUGGGCCUGCACAUUCGAGGCGUGGAGGAGAACAGUCGCUCAAUGAGGGAAGGCAUCUUUCAGGACAAUGAGUGUAUCGUUAAAAUCAAUGACACUGAAUUAAUGGACAAAUCCUUUGCCCAAGCACAGGAAAUAUUCCGGCAAGCCAUGCGUUCACCCAUCGUUCGUUUAGAAGUCGUUCCUGUUGUUAAUAAAGAUCGCUACGAGAAGAGUGUGAUCGGUCAUCUCUUUAACUCAGAAAACCCUGACACAUCCAUACGGACCAAAGACCCUCCGCCCGUGAAGGUGAAGCCCAUCGUGCGUCCUUUGGAGUCCUCGGAAUGGCAAGCCGAGCUUCAGGAGUCUAGCAGCAGUCUUGAGAGUCGCUCUCUGGGCUCCCCAUUCCCCCAAAGCCUCUCCCCCAGCCCCAGGGGCAAGAGUGGCGAUAGCCCCCUCCUGAAAAUGAGCAUGGGACAAUCACCUCUGCAAAAUCAAAACAAAAAGGCUGGGAAAAGACUCAGAAUUGACCUCAAGAAAGGUCCAGAAGGUCUGGGCUUCACUGUUGUGACCAGAGAUUCUUCUGUGCACGGGCCCGGCCCCAUCCUCGUCAAAAACAUCCUUCCCAGAGGAGCUGCUGUCAAAGAUGGCCAUCUGCAGUCAGGUGACAGGAUCCUGGAAGUGAAUGGUGUGGACAUCACAGGUCGUACUCAGGAGGAACUGGUGGCCAUGUUACGCAGUACUAAGCAGGGGGACAGUGUGUGUCUGGUUGUGUCAAGACAGGAAGACAUAUUCCUGCCGCGUGAGCUGAAAGAGGAGCAGGCCCGGUUGUUGUUUUCUGAGGAGGGGAAGGAGCAGCUGAUGUUUGAGGUUCCUCUGAAUGACUCUGGCUCAGCUGGGUUAGGGGUCAGCUUGAAAGGGAAUAAGUCCCGCGAGACCGGUGAGGACCUGGGGAUCUUCAUCAAGUCCAUCAUCCACGGAGGAGCAGCAUUUAAGGAUGGGCAUUUACGCAUCAAUGACCAGCUUAUUGCCAUCAAUGGUGAGUCACUGUUGGGGAAGUCCAACCAUGAGGCCAUGGAGACCCUGCGGAGAUCCAUGUCUAUGGAAGGAAACCUGAGAGGAAUGAUCCAACUGGUGGUUGUCCGUGCCGCAUUACCACCUAACCAGGAGUUCCAGGAAACACGGCGAAUUCUCAAUCGAUCCUUUGAUAGCUGCGUGGGGCACCUCGGCCAAUCAGACGGCAGCAUUCAGCCCCCUAUGGUGAUGAACAGCAUCUAUGAGAGAUGUGCGGUUUCAAAUGGGGGAUACAGUCACAUGGAAGAGGGGGAUGAUGAAGGGUUUUCCGCUAAUCUGCACAGACAGGACAGCAUGAAGCUUCAGCAAAGUGUGAAUUCAGUUCUUCAUUCAGCGGACACUUCUGUUGUUGAUGGAGGUCAGCGGGGUCCUGCAGAGCAGAAUCUUGCCAAGUCCUCUAAGAGCAUGGAUCUGGGGAGCAGUGUGGUGGAGCUGGGACCCACGUUAGGCCUGAAGAAGUCCAGCUCUCUGGAGAGUCUGCAGACUGCCAUGACAGAGGCCAAGAAAAACGAUCUGCUGCCCUUCCACAGGCCCCGUCCACACAUGGUUAGGGGGCGUGGUUGCAACGAGAGCUUCCGUGCAGCCAUUGACAAAUCAUAUGACGGGCCACCGGAAGAUGAUGACGAUGACGGGUCGGACCAGAGCUCUGGACGAGACACUCCGGCCAGCGGCUCCUCCAGACAGGGUGCAGGUGACAAUGAGGAGAACAAGAAAGACAAAAAGAAGAAGGCCAAAGGAAAGAAGAAAGACAAGUUGAAAAGCAAAGGAAAGGAGAAAGAGAAGAAGAAAGCUGAGGAGGCCAGUGAUGAGCUGGAUAAGAAGACCAAGAAGAAAGGAUUCGGGUUGCUAAGAUUUGGGAAGAAAAAAGAAGAUAAGAGCAAGACGGAGACUAAAGUUAAUGCACAGAAGCAGAUGUCAGAAAUUCUGAGUGAGGACGAGUUGGAGAGGAUGAAGGAAGAGAGAGAAAGAAUCGAGGCUAAGCACCAAGAGCUGCGGGACCGGCAGGUUCGAGAUCGUUUCUCCCCACCUGACGUGGAGGACGAUGACCUGGACCCAAACUACGCCCGUAUCAACAACUUCAGGGAGCAUGGGUCACCUCCCCUCCCCGCCUAUGGGAACCGCAGCCCCUCCCUACAAAGACCCCCUCCUCCAGAGUCACACAGCAGAGAGCCAUCCACAGAGGACCCUCUGGAUGACCUGUAUGCCAAAGUCAACAAACAACGAAGUCCUCCACCACCCGCAGCAGAAAGUAUGGACCGUAUCCAGCAGCUGAGGAGGGAGUAUCUUCAGGCUCGUAGAGAGGGAGCAGCUCCAGCCUACGAGGAACUGGAGGCCCGACGUAGAGGACAAGAGUACGACCCACAAAGAAUGCCAGUGAGAAACCCUGAUCCCAGACUGACACCCCGAUACGAGGACGUGGAGCGACAAUAUGCCUCCUUGCCCAGAAGACCACCAGUCGAAACUAAUGAGUAUCCAGUGCAGUCGUGGGUGGGACACAGGGACCCCGCGCACUACCCAAACCCACAGUCAGGCUACCAUCCCAGCUACCCUCCCAGGGAAAACUACCCUCACCUGGUGGACCCUCGGCAGAGUGACUCAGGGUUCUAUCUCCCACCUCCGCAGCAGAGAGGACCACUGCGCCAGGACGUGCCCCCUUCUCCCACCAUACCUCUCCGAGGUCCUCGCUAUGACACCAUGAACCGUGGAGGCUACCGCAACUCUAGCCCAGAGCGCUAUGCAUAUGGAGAACCUCGACACUCUGACCCGAGACAGAAGAGUCCAAUGACGGCUGCUGUUUAAACUCACCAUUUAUUUUAUGCCCUGUGUUCAAUGUUAGAAUAAGCACCAGUUUGAGCUUCAUGUGUUCAUAGACAGGUGUUUACAUGUUUUACUACUAAUAAUGUUGCUGUAUCAAGUCCUCUGUUUUUCUAGCCAAAGCAACAUCUUAAAGUUCUGAUGAGAAAAUUAUAAUCCAAUAUACAUAACACAGUUACACUCAGUACAAGGCGUCAGACUUUCCCUCCCUGUGUGUGUGUGUGUGUGUGUGUGCGUCGUGCGUGCGUGCGAGAGACUGGCCUUAAUAUCUAUGUGUGUGUAUCAGCUAGAUAUUUAAGAUGGAUGCUGUCCCACAAUGCUUUGUUGUGAUGGGUCGCUUCAGUAAACUGGAAAAAAAAAAUCUUAAAUGGAUAGUUCACCCAAAAAUUCUUCUCUCAUUUUGUUUCAAACCCACAUGACUUUCUUCUGUGGAACAAGAUUUUUUGAAGAAUGUCAACACUGCUCUUUUUUACAUAAAUGGAAAGACUCACAGGAAAAACAUGAGGGUAAGUCAAAAAUGACAGAAUUUUCACACUUUGCUCAAAGAUCCCUUUCAGUCAGCCUAUUGUGGUUAGGCUGGUUUGUUUUGAUGGUUUAGAGGCAGUUUUAGAUUGAAUGCUAACCUGCCAUGCCCAAAGAUCAUGUGCUACUACCUCAGUUGACUGAGGUUUGGACAAUUGAAGUAUGAGGAAGCAUUUGAAUCCUGAUUUAAACAAAUUCCAGCAACACUUUAAUUGGUGCAGUUCUGUUCAAUCUUUACAGUGGUCAUUUGAAACUGUGGAAUUUAUCUACUAAUGUGUGUGGGGUUGUGCGUACAUGUUUAAAGAUGAAAGGCUGUUAUUUUAUGUUAGAGCACUCCUUAUACUCUUCUUCAGUUUAACCAUUCUGUUGUUAUUGUGAAAGUCACUGUAUGACUGCAAAUCACCCGCUAUUACUUUGUCACUCAGCAAACAAUAGCUAGAUUUGGUCAUGUGUAACAGAAAGAAAAAAGUGGAUCAAUUUACACACAAUAAAUCCACAGUAGGUGUAAAAUAUUUUCAAAAAUUAAAAAUCUGUUCAUUAACUCUCACUCAUGUUGCAAACCUGUAUGCCUGCUGGUCUUCUGUAGAACACAAAAGGAGAUGUGGGCCAAAUGUUAAUCUUAGUAGUCAUCAGUCACUUUCAUUGCAUCUUUUUUUUCCAUGCAAUGAAAUUGCCUACUUUUGUGUUCUGCGAAAGUCAGAACUUUUUAACACUUGAGUGAGUAAAUAAUGACACAAUUUUAUUUUAGUGAACUAUCCCUUUAAAACUGCACAAUACAAUACAACAUAACAUAGCCCUCAAAAUAACUGUCCAUUAUUUGAAGUUAUAUAAGCAGAGGAAGAUGAAGAAAAAGAGAUUGUUUUUUUCAGGAAGAGGAAAGGAGGGUCCAUAGAACUGAAACUGAGGAAGGAUGAGAGAGGGGCAGAGCUGUACCACCAUGAACAGAGCACCAUCCCAAGCAGAAUUCCCACCUGAAUCCAAAAACCAUUUAAAUAGGUCGAUCACUUGCCUCACAUAACCCUCAAAACAAAGUCUGUUUAGUUUUUUUUUUUAAGGGAGGGGGCUGGACCAUCAAUUAUAUUUUUAUCUGAACAUUUAACUAUUAUGUAUUUUAUUCUAAAAUAAUUCUUUCACAUUUUUUGGUACAAAAGACUCUCUGUAUUCAGAGUACAGGUAAUGAAUAAGAAUAAAAGUAAUGUUGACUUUAGUAUGCAUUAAUCAUGUCAAACAUGUAUGUAACUUAUAACGAAAUGAAAAUAAAAAUCUGUGCACCUAGUAUCGCUGCAUCCAUUAUUAUUAUGUACAAAACUGUGUAUUUUAUCUAACACAUUUUCAAUAAAUAUGCA
Messenger RNA from Xyrauchen texanus (razorback sucker), 5771 nucleotides. Its product is annotated as partitioning defective 3 homolog B-like. Bases 382 to 3888 code for a protein of 1168 amino acids. The record is from RefSeq and is a predicted model, not a curated record. Gene Ontology annotation, molecular function: protein binding; phosphatidylinositol binding. Gene Ontology annotation, biological process: establishment of centrosome localization; establishment or maintenance of epithelial cell apical/basal polarity; intracellular protein localization. The transcript is spliced from 23 exons. Lineage: Eukaryota; Metazoa; Chordata; Actinopteri; Cypriniformes; Catostomidae. Gene Ontology annotation, cellular component: cell cortex; apical junction complex; apical plasma membrane.